Uloborus diversus is the source of this 11452-nucleotide messenger RNA. RefSeq lists its product as uncharacterized. The transcript is spliced from 14 exons. Lineage: Eukaryota; Metazoa; Arthropoda; Arachnida; Araneae; Uloboridae. Gene Ontology annotation, biological process: tRNA wobble uridine modification. The record is from RefSeq and is a predicted model, not a curated record. Gene Ontology annotation, molecular function: S-adenosylmethionine-dependent methyltransferase activity; tRNA binding. Gene Ontology annotation, cellular component: nucleus; cytoplasm. Bases 261 to 6836 code for a protein of 2191 amino acids.
UGGACAAGAUGUCAGGUGGAUGAAUAUUUUUCCCUUUCCCCAGCGUUCAACGCUAAUUUUGAAGCGAAUAUCGAGGUGUCCAAGAACCGAAAUAAGGAAGUGAACCACAGAGAAUGAUAAUCGCGUUUACUAACCAUGCAGCGAUAAAACUCUACCGGCUUUGAAGUUGUGCUCAACGACCCCAUUCAACCUCACCCGUCCCAUACCUGAAUUAUCCUGCAGGAUUCGAUGCUGGAUCUGUCCUCCGCCGCUUGUCCGCCAUGUCGGAGGAGGCAGCAGCAGAGGCGGAGCGACGCCUCGAGGAGCGUCGUGCACGUUCUCUCGCUCUGGAGCAGGCUUACGUGCACGACGUGUACGACCGGAUCGCACGGCACUUCGCAGACACGCGGUACAGGCCCUGGCCGAGGGUCAGGCAGUUCCUCAUGGACCUGGAGCCCGGAAGUCUCGUCGUUGACGUGGGGUGUGGCAAUGGAAAGUACCUUCACUUAAACCCGGACUGCAUGGUGAUCGGGGCGGACCGAUGCUCGGCGCUCCUCCUCUCUUGUCGCUCCGACAAUGGGGAGGUGGUUCGUGGCGACUGCCUCAAAAUGCCUUUUCGGGAUGGGGCUUUCGAUGCCGCCCUCUCGGUGGCGGUCCUCCACCACCUGGCCACCGCCGAGAGGAGGGUGGGGGCGCUGAAGGAGCUUGCACGUCUGUUGAGGAUAGGUGGGCGCUGUCUCAUCACCGUAUGGGCAUCAGAACAAGGACAUCGAAGGUUUGAUGCCCAGGAUGUUCUGGUGCCAUGGCACGAACCUGUGAAGAGCAGCAGUGAAGACCGAGGCUCUUCAGUGGAGAGGGAGCUGACAAGUACGACGACCAGCGACGACGACGUACUUGUCUACCAUGCGUAUUCACACAUUUCGGACGGGGAGUCUCCGCACGCAGUGACCAACCGCAAGCGACUCCGUGCGCGGAAUGGGCGGGGCCGCUAUCUCACCUCCCACCACGCUCACAGGAACAACAACAGCAGCCAGAGCAGCUCGGAGCUAUCAAGCCCCAACGAAACAUGCUACAGCUUCGUGAGGCGGGCCUUCCAGAAGCUUUCCUCCGCCUCAACGGAAGGUUUAGCCAAGAAAAACUCCCCUCCUAGGCCAUACUUUUACAGAUCCUGUCGGAGACCCUGCGUAUCCGAUAGCAUGGAAUUCGGGUCCAAAGGGAAUACGGAGGAAAAUGGAUCUCGGAAAGAAAUCCAGAAACAGGACAGCUUGGACGCUGAUUGCCCUGACCUACCCCACGAAGACGAUAUUCCCAUCGAGAUUCGUCACUUGGAGGCAUAUGAGACAUGCCAGACUUGUGGCUCCGCCCUCGACCACGCCUCCUGCACGUCCUGCUUGCCUACUUCUGAAGGAAAGAAAUCGCGAUCUUUAGGGGACUUUUUGAACAUGAUUCCUCGACUCCUACGGGUGAAGAAAUGCGAGAAAGAACCCCUACAGGAUCUGCACAAGCGUAUCUCGACAGCUAGCGAUCCAAGGGAGUAUGUGGUGAGGACGCGGGGGCUGGCGCAGCCCAAUGGCAUUGUCCGAUCCAAAUCCACGUUGUCCUUCAUGUCUCGCCUUGAGGAGCUCAUGGCCUCUGCCUCCCUCGUAGACCCCGCCCAUGGGGGUGGAGCAAACCCAAACUGUAGGGCUGGGCCCCGGUCACAAGCACAACUUCCCUCUCUAGUUUCACUAGGAGAAGGAAAUGGCGGAGUAAUAAAACCAGUGGAAGGCAGCACCAAUCCGAGAAGGUACAUUAGCCCAGCAGAUGCUUUGCGCAAACUUCGCCAAGACGUAUCCUUGCAAGAUGAGGAAGAAAAACUGCAGAACAAUGAGCCGCCUAUUGAGGCGGAGAAAGAGCAGACCACGCCUGAGCCUCCAAACGAGGCUCCAGUUGCAGAAUCACCAACUGAACAGAAAGAAAAGGCGGAGUCAGGCACUCUUUCUUCAUACUACUCGAUGCCUGAGUUGUACAAACUGAUUGUCGAGCAAGAAUCAGCAACAGCCGAGCGUCACAUCAGUUUCUACGAACAGGCCGUUCGAUCGGAGGGCGGGACAGAGGAGGGACCCGAUACGGCUCGCCCUACAAUUCAAGAAGAAGCUCCACCUCAGAGAGGUCUGGUCAAAAGGAGUCUCAGUGUAGAUACCGGAGAUAAUUCAUCCUCUUCACACCGGGUUCCCCGACGUUUUUCCGCUUCUGCAGCGCAGGGUGCUCUCUCUUCUGCUUUGCGCCCGUACGCCCCGCUGCCACGAAGUUGCAGCAGGGGCAGCUCCGUCAAAAGCGACACCAGCGUCGACAGCGAGGAGAGCGUCGUGUCUGUGGUAUCCGCUAAGUGCAGGGGCGGCGGCAACAGCUGCAGCGUCACCAGCGACACCAGUGUUGACAGCGAGGAAUCCGUGGUCUCAGUCAUCCAGCGCAGCACGAGCGAGGUGGAUGCACUGGUAUCCGGUCCACAAUGCAGGAGCGGGAACAACUUGUCGCGCCUGGGCAGUCGCUCUACCCAAGCCAGUCCCAUCACCGUGCUUGGAGGACAAACUUCAUCUUCGGCAGAGUCGUCACCGCCUCAGUCGGGGAAGAAUGAUGGACGAUUUCCUGGAGCUACGACAGUCCUCGACCAACUGAUGCAACAGCAGAUGUAUUCGCCGAGUGACAGGAGCUACCUGCCUGAAUAUCCUGCAAUUAGGAAUGCAACCGCAUCAACUGAUAGCCAUCUUUCUUCAAAAAACGGAGGUCUUGAAAGUCUGUCGAAACAUACCGAACCAAGAGGAAGUGACGUCCUCGACCAGCUCAUGAAACAGCAAGGUUUAAUAUAUUCUCAAAGUGAACAAAAUUACGUCAUAGAUAAUUCGGCGAAUAGAAAUCAGGACGCUUCUUCAGAAUCUCAAAUGUUCUCGAAAAAUCAAACGUUUGAAAGUUUCACAAGAACAGACAAAAACCAAUUGCACAAUGAACCAAACGAUGUAGAACAACUUUUGCUAGAGCAGAGCAAUAUGUGUUCUCCUCGCGAUUUCAGUACAUCGGUAACAUCUUCCACGGAUGACCUGAUCAUAAAGACAUCAGUGCAUAAUUCCUACGGUACAGAUAGUAGCUCAGAGAAUAUAGAUGGCAACAUGUGGAAACUCGAACAGUUGACUCAAGAACUGUUAGAAGCAAAUUAUUCAUCCUACAAUAACGAAGCAUCGCCAUCAAAUGACAUCUCUUCAUAUCAUACUACGGAACAUCACAUUACACAUCCACAUUCUUCAAUCCCCGAAGAUAAAGGUAAAGAAACUAUAGAACGUACUUCGCGCGGUGGUCACAGGAAUCUAUGCAGACUCGAGAAACUGAGAAACCCAAUGAAAGAAGCAAACAAAUGUGUGUCUGCACAAACAUGUCCCGAUGGAAUAUACGUCGAACAACGAUCUACGAACAAACAAUGCCACUCAGACCAAACAUCUGAGCAGUUAGUAGAACUUGGUGCCAAAGAAAGAGAAUUUUUUAAUACUGGUUUCGAAGUACCGAAAAAGGUUGAAGAACAAGUUUUGCAGACAAAGAUCGCUGAAGUGGUGUUAGAGAAAAAAGAUCAGGAGGAAGGGGAAUUGUCUCGCACACCGAGCCCAGUUGGGCCUUUUCAUUACAUUACGGAUCCCUUCAUCACUGGUGUAGAAUGUUCGUCUGCAACAGACGAAUCUCGAGUCAAAAGUUUGAGAUUUUCUUCAGAAGUAACUGAUCUCGAAGAUAUGAAGCUUUCUUCAAAUAAAUCACCCAAUAAGUCACCUAAGAAAUCGCCGAAUGAGAGCAUGCCGGCGUCUGUGCUUAAAAAGAAAGAAUUGGAUAUUGCACCGAUAGAAGCUUCAAGUUCCGAUUGCAAAGGGGAUUCUAAGGCACAACCCAAUGAAAGUGAAGUACGGAAGUCUCUUUUCAAACUUAAGGAGAGACUAGAAAGUUUAACUUCAAGCCCUGGUCCAAUACAAGGCUUUGAUAUAUUCAAGAACGUCAGUCAUAGCAUUCAAGGUAUGGGGUUGACGAAGAACUCCGACACAGACCAACCACCUACUACGGAACAAAUAUCCAUACCCGUGAGGCCCAGCUCCAGCCCGAAAAGUGCCAAUAACAGCAGACAAUCCUCAUUGGAUGAGUCCAGUCAGGUAACCCUCUCGGAUGAGUCAUCUGUAGUGACGACGACGUCAGAAGACGGACCUCGAACAGAGGAGGACGAAGAAGAUACCGUCAGGAAACGAGAAGGGGCGGGGCCCUCAGAGAGACCGCCUAAAACUUCUCUCAACGAUAACGAAGGGAGGAGUCAGAAGAAGGCUGGUGUCCGAUGUGCUUUGCGAAAACGACUAAGAAGGUCUUGCGUAACAAUCGAUGAGGUGGAAUGCCGUGAGUUCGUAUCAUCAGAGGAUACUUCCCCGUCCUCCUCCGUCUCACUGGAGUGGAACGAUUUCGACAAAAUCGAAACUGACGCCUGCUUCGGAGGGAGAACAGAUGAGACGGUAACAACUACAAUUGAAAUAUCCUGUGACGACGUCAACGUGGCAGAGACAGAGACCAAGUUUAACGUUUUCGUCGACAAGGAAAUGUGUGUCUUCUUCGAGACGCCUUCAUCUUCGUCCAUCGGCAAGUCGGCUUCAUCGUCUUCCAACGCUACUGACUUCUCCACAACAUCAGACCGGAUGCGAGGGGUGAUGCAGAGAGAAAAAUCGGAUGAUAGAUCGUCAAAGGAGAGUGACAGUGACAACUUGAGCAAGUUGUCAGACGUGGAAGCUAGGCCAGAUGCAUCUACUGAUGAUUCGAAUGCCAAGCGAACUAUCGACACCUCGUCCAUGUCGCUGGAUGUGUUGGAAUCAUGUGGCUUUCCACGAGGGGCAACUACUUCCACGUGGGUGCUCAGCAACAUUGACGAAAUGCCAGAUGACGUAGAUGCAGUCGGCGACAAAGACGAUCAGUGCAAAAGCAAAUGUUCAAUGCGACAAACUUCGAAAUGGCUGCUGAAUAACAUUGAUGAAAUGACUGAAACAGUAAAUUGCGAAACUGAAGAUAUAACUACCUGUUCGAAGGCAACUACUUCCCAUUGGUUGCCAGUAAAUAUCAAUGAAGUUCCAGCCACUGUAGUAGAAAAUGUCAAUCCGGACCAGCAGGGUGAAUCUUUUCUGGACUGCAGAGACAUUUAUAGGAUUAGUUUCGACGACUCUAAAGGAGCAACUCCUGUCCAAGACAAAGUUGUAACAUUAGCUGCAAAAGGUUCGGUAGAUCUUAUCCAAUCAGAGAAAGUUAAGAAGUCGACUGAGGAUAAAAUCUUCGUCAAUGGUGAUGCUGUGUGUGACAGAGAAGUUUCAGGAGCCAGCAAAAGUGUUUCGACGACAAGAAGAAAUAGUAAGGAUGUACCAACCGACAUACUGGCUGCAUUAGUAGAGACGAUAUCAGAUAUAACAUCUGUUUUUGGAGAGAUGUAUUCAAGACAUGAUACAAAGUCGGAGAAUUUUAGUUCUGACGAAUCCUCCCUGGAGAGUUAUGCUGUUGGAAAUCCUUCCGACAAUGGACGGUGUGGAAAUUAUAGCAAGAUUCCAGUAGAAGACAAAAGGCAAAAAAGCAAGGAAAUUUUAAAUGAGCAUAAUGAAGAGAAAAGAACAGAAAAAAUAAAUGUUUUAUCAAAGACGAACCUCAGGAAUAGUCCAGCAAUAACAAAGCUGCCUUCCGAAAAAAUUGUUAACUCUUCCUUUAACAAAUUAAAUGACAAAAUUUUCAAACUUAAACAAUAUAGUAAGAAACCAGACGUCAAAAUAUCCAAUAGAGAUAAAAUGACUGGCCUGGAUGUAGAUUCAAAAUAUGUAGUCGAUUGUUCAGGGAAAAUAAAAAUUGAGCAACAAACAGAUGAUACUAAAUGCGUUGAAGCGAAUCACAUUGGUGACGGAAAAUGUAGAACAUUGAAUGGUAUCGUAAAUUUGAGUGACGAGGACAAGAAAGAAAAUCUGCCUUUGCACAACAUCCGUUUGAAAAAUGUGAAGCACAAUUCAUUAGAAACGGAAGAAAAAUCAGAGAAGAAAUUUUGGACACACACACGACCAAAUAAUCUAGAAAAAAGGCAUGAAAAUAUAUUGGACCACAAAACGUCUGGCCAUUUAGAAGUUAAAAAAUUAAAUUCUUUAAAAUCCAAUUCGUUAGAUAAAAGAAAAGAUCAUACUGAGUCGAAUCAUACUUCACGUAAAAUUUCCUCGGCAAAAACCGAUUCAAAAUCGUCUUCCAUAAUGAAACAACACUCUUUAGAGGAUUCAGUUUUAUGCAAUGGUACGCGGCAACUGUCCUCAGGGGAUGUCAAAAAAUCAGAACAAAACGAUGAUCUUCAAAGCCAUACUGAAGGAUCUUCACAGAGUGUUUGCACGAAGCAAUCAGGCAUCGUGCGUCAGGCUUCUGCAGAGGAAUCUCUCGGCAAUCCCCUAAAGGAACACAAGGAAUCCAAGACUGUCCGGCAAGAUAAGAAGUUGAAUCGUUGUUCGCUAAGCGUGUGCCUUGAUAAAAAGAAACAGGACUCUCUGGAUGAUGACACUUCGCAGUCAGCCCCCUGUAGUCCACGGACUAGACCACCACGACAGAGAUCCGUGGACGAGGUCAGUCGAUCUGAGCUGAGUCGUGGAUCUUCGCUCAGUCAGUCUACUUCUCAAGAGAGUCUCCCUGGUGGGGGCGGGACAAUGGCCUGUCACCGGUACUACCAUGUCUUCCGCCAAGGAGAACUGGAUGAUCUUAUAGAGAGUCAUGUGGACAGCUUGCACAUCAUAUCUUCCUAUUAUGAUCAUGCCAAUUGGUGCGUCAUUGCCGAGAAAGUUCAAGUGUGGACUAUUUGAUUGAGAGAUGAUACUUGGUCUCAAGAAAAUGCUGGUUCAUUUGAGUUCAUCUUCAGUUUAGUGCAAAAACUACGACGGGCGGAGAUAUUGGAAGGCUGCUGGUGACGUCACCCACCGCCGAGACACCAGUGUAUCACCAGGUUCUUUACGUAGAGCUGUACUGUUUUUUUUUCUCCCGAAAACAACAAUAACAACAAACUAGAUUCAUAUGACGUUGCAAUCUUCUGUUUAAGGACAUCUGCCGUUUUGCCUUGACAAUUAUUUUACCACCAAAGCCAAAGCAAAUAUAAUACGAUAUGAAUAUUUUCUUGACAAUGUCACUCAUUCUAGUUCGUUGAUCAUUGAUAAUAUUCAAUGAGUCAAGUUAAAAAGAAACUGUUCUUUCUUUAUGAGUGGUCCUUGUGCUCAAUCAAUAUCUGACGAUUGCUGUAUUAAGACACUGUCCUUUUAUUGCAUUUUCUGCAAGUGAGGAGAAAAAGUUGCUCCACUACUGAUGUAGGUGCCUAUAUGACUAAGAGUUUAUGAACACAAAACUCAUAUUUUACGUUUCAAUUUAAUCUUUCAUAUUCCUCUUUAAUAAUUGUGAACUAAGCUCUCAUUCAUCUUCUGAUCGUUAGUGUUAACUCAGGCAAUACCUUUCCAAAUUACGAGACAAAUUUUUGGAAUUUUCCCAUAUGCCUUGACGUAUUUCAAAUAUGGUAUUGUCAUUGCUUUGUCUUUCCUUUCCCAGCUGUUGAACUAUACAUGCUAUAAUACCGGUAUGACAGAGUUAAGUACUCUUUUUAAAAUUAAGAGCUUAAAAUUCAUUUUUUAUGUGGUUCAGUUUUUAAGACUGUGGGAAAAUCAAACCAGCAGAAAAUAUUUUUGCCUCAAAACUGCUUUGCCUUUUACUGUUUUUUGUUUGUUCCUCUGCUUCCUUAUAUGAGAAAAGUAACCCUUUGUAAUCAAAGUAAUGUUAAUACAGAAAGCAAUUAUAUUACUUGAGCCUAAAAAUUGCAAAUGCGAUGAUACUUAAAAGUAGUUCUCAUUUCAUUGUAAUUAGCUCCUGAUGGUGCAACCAAAAAGAGUUUUGUAAUACUUAAAUAUAUUAAAAAGAAGUGUUUUACUAUUGAGUUUUAUUUUGGAAUGAUUUUUUUUUUCAAUGACAAUUAUAAAGUAUGAACCUUAAUUAGCUUAACCAACUAAGUAUAACUCAAAAAUCAAAUCAUUUUUUAAAAUCUUUAUUUGAGGGGAAGUUUUUUACUUUAAUCAGUUCUUUUUUCCGAAAUUUAAACUUAUAUCAACAAAAUUCUUCAUGUUCGAGUACAUUUCAACCGUAGAAAUAGUCCAUUUAAAACUCUUAAAACAAAACGAAUGUUUUGAUUUACCUCAUAUAGUGAAUGAUAUUUGAAAAAUGAGUUCCCCCACAAUGGGGAUGUCAUAACAUGACUUUGUCUCACCUUCGGAAUCCUUUAAAGAAACAUCUAAAAAAAUUUGUUCCUGAACAAAAUAAUUUUGUAUUUUUAAUUUAAUUAAUUUUUUUAAGUAGAAGGCUUAAAAAGCCUCUCCUUCAAAACAUUUUCUCGUUUUCCUUUUAGAUAAAUACUUAAAAUAAGUAUCAACCAUAGACAGAUUGAUUUUUUUCCCCUCGUGCUUACUAAUAUAAAAACUUACUAAUAAAAAAAAACUUACUAAACUUACUAAUAUAAAAUUAUUCAUAAAGUUCUAUCUCCUUUUCCCCAUAAUAAACUCAAACUUGUGUUCCCUUGUUCACAAUUUUUACAGUAAAUAAAUAAAUAAACUAACAAAUAAAGCUAGGUUAUUAAAUAAUUCAAAAAUAAUUACGUAACUAUAAUUUUAUUUUUUAACUAUACUAAGUUUUAAAUGCAAAUUAAUCUCUGGGUAACUUUUUCUAAUUUAACCAAACAGAAAAAUUUCACAAAAAUAUCUUUCGUUUUUAUAGCUCUUAUAAUUUGAUUACUCACUGUACAAAAGAAAUUGGACUUGGCGUGUUUGAAUUAUGCAAGUCUUUCAAGAGGAUAUAUUGAGCGCACAUAUACUAUGUGUAUUUUAUGUAUACAUGGUCAAUUUUUCUCCCCUUCGCAAAAUGUGAUGUACAAAAGCUGCAGAAGCUGUCUAUAUCUUGAAAAACCGUUGAGGAAGUCAGCAAAUACUUUUAGAGAUACGGCCAUUUUGGUGACGGUAACUACAACAUCACCACAGCUACAGAUGAUAUCUUGACCUUUAUCUUAGCGCUCGUCUGUUCUAACAUGGCAGCUAUUUUGCCACCAGAGCCUAAAUGAGCAUUGUGGGAUUUUUUUUUGGCAAAAAGACUUUUUGUAUGUGUGACAUCUUUUGUUCUUUAGUGAAUAUUGGAGACAGCGAGACGACGAUCACCAACGUUUUAAUUUUGAAAUAUUGUUGAUGAUUAAGUUCAAAACUGAAAAUAUGAGCUAUUAUGAGCAUAUAUUGCGUCCUUUUUCAUUGUUUUAAUAUUCAUGCAUAAAUGUCAGUAAAAUCCUAUUUUUACGAAGCACUAUGAAGCGAAGAUAGACUAAGUUCUCUUUCCAUGCUCUCAAAUUGAAAAAGAAUGAAAAAUGACGUUUUUUGAAAUUAAAUAAAAGUGUUAUUGAUUUGUUUGUGCUUCAAUAAGUAAAUAAAUAAAUGAAAAAAAAAUAGUAAAUACAAUAAAAUUUAAUGAAUUAAAUAAAAUUCAAAAAAUAUUUCAAACAUAACUUGCAUGUUAUGUCGUAUCUGCUUCCUUAAAUUUCAAAAUUUGUUUUGUAAACUUCUAUUUUAAUGACCCUCUAGCUGCCACGGUUCCAUUAAUUUUUCGUCAGCGUGUAUUUUGAUCUAUUGUUCAGAGUUACUAAUCACGUGUCGGCGUUUAGGAAAUAUGUUUUAUUUAAAAAUCCACUGGACUUCGCAUACAUUCUGAACAUGCUUAGGGUUUAUAGAGUCUUACAAUUGUAAGAAGAGAACUGAGAAAAUUGAUCAAUCAAAAGAAAACCUGUUUCCACUGAUUCUCUGAUGAGGAACAAAAGGGGUAAAAGCAAGAAAAUACGAUUAGGAAGAAAGAAUUUCGUGUCAAAUGACUGGUUAUUCUUCCCUUUCAACUAUUCAAAGAUAAAUACUUUCGAAAUGAAUAUUUUUUUAACUGGAAGAGUUUAUUAACCGUUAAAAUAAAAGUUAAUGAAUGCCGGAGAAUCGUAAUUUCGUCUGUUACCAUAGAGAUUUUACGGGUAUACCCUUAGUAAGACAGGGGUGCCUACCUGGGAGUCAUGGAGCAGAUUGCGCCGUUGAAAUUUUUAGGAGAGGGGGGGGGGGGUGAAGAGAAAUUUUCACUUUUUUUUAAAGGGGACUCUUGCUUUUGGGGGUGGCUUCGCGAUAUUUAGCGGGAGGGGGUGAGUCCUUGUUCUUAGGAGGGCAAAAUAAGUAAGAUCUCUGUGUCUCUGAUACAGGACUCAGUGACGUCGUAUACCAACGCCGCCGAAAAACAAAAAACCGUUUUCGCGAUAGUGUUGCAUAUACCCGAAGUGAUGCCUCGUAAAUAGAUAAUAGAGCCCAUAUUGCUUUCUUAUCCAUCUGUUUUGAAAUCUUCUAAGAUAAUCACUGAGCCAUAAUGCAAACUGGUGAGACGAACUUUAGCAAAAUAUGCGAUUACGGGCAAAACGGGUUCAUCGUAAAUGAAAGGGACAGAGCGAAAUAAUUUUUCCUGCGUUUUCGAGUAUUACAUGGUGAAAAAAAGACUAGUCAGGAAAAUACCACAUUAUUUUCCUCGGAUUUGUUGUAACGCUUCAAAACUAUUUUUUUGUUUUGUAAGUAAUAAGCAUUUUUACCAGGAAAUGUUUAUAAUUAAAAUGUUGCAAAUGUUAAAUUUUAGCAAAGUUCUCGUUUGAAGUGUUAGAUUUAUUUUUUAGGUUAUCUAGAUAACCAUAAAUACUUGAUAAAAUACAGUUUUAUGCGGGGGUUACAUUCUACGGAAAUGCCGCGUAAACCGAAACCGCGUAAAUUGAGACCUCAUACUAAUGUUAAAAUAAGGGUUUGGUUCCGUAGAUUUAAAAAAAAAAUCGUUCUAGUGAUGACUAUUUGUAUAAUAAGUUUAAUGUGGACUUAUAUUGACUUUUAUGCACAAUAUGUAUAAAGAAAAUAUAAAUUAAUUUCAUGUACUGUUUAUAAAGAGGAGCUGGCUAUGACAGUCUUUUGUGAGUUAUUAAGAAUUUUUCUCUGUAGUUCUUUGCAGAGCAUUAACGCAUCCAUGAUCACUUGCAUCAUUUCCAUGAUAGAAUCUUCCUUCACUAACAAAUCAGAGAGAUCAUUUAUAUUGUCUAGAAAUGGUUCAAAAUUUUCAAUGUGAACGUUUUUGGUUGUGCAUCACCGACGUCGGUACCCUGUUUGUGACUCCUAAAAGCUCUUCUUCCAGUGAGUUCUGAACUGUAUGAGUUUAAUAACUUUACUUCUGGAAACAGCUCUGGAACCAAUCGCAUAAAAUGUCUCCAGUGGCCCAAGCUCGAUUAUUAUAAGCAUGCCAAAAUGGCGUUGAUUACGCAUAAUCUGCAAUUUUUAGGAGUUUGGAUUUUGAAAAGAGGGGAAAAUUUUAUCUGCUUGCAUUGCCGCAUCUGUGUAAAACCGAAACU